GCUGCACCUUCUUUCGAUUCUCCAAGAUAGCUAUUGCGGACCGAACAUAUCCAUGCGGCGCAAUUGAAGGAUUAUGUCAGCAUUUUUAUCGGAAGAUCUCAAGCCAAGCGGAUCGUCGUGAACAGCCGCCACUUGAUAGAUACUACCAUUAGUAGUAACUUCAAUCCAUCAAUAUUGCCUUCUCACCAUUGGCCUACGCCUCAAAAACAGGUAUAUCAUGGAUACUACUCCAAAAAUAACCCCGGCUUCCCGCAGAAAUGUCGUCAAGUCAUCGCCGGCGGAAAAUUCUCUAGCUUCACAAUCUCGAACGGCGAACAGUGCGUCCACAACAGCAAAGAGAAAACGAAAUGCCGAAAUGGAAUCUAAUUUGCCAACAACGCCUGCGCCUGCCAAGAAGACAAGCGGCAAGAAGAGCACACCCAGCCCAGAGGAAGUGAUCGACUUGACAGGGAGCUCUCCCACUUCCAGUCCGGCCAAGAAAAGGAGAAGCCCCAAAAAGAACGCGUCGCCAUCUGAACCUGCAGCUGAACGCAGGGCCAGGAUCUUUCGCAAGCAUCCACCCAGAUCAUUUUUGGAAAGGCACUUACGGGCCACGAGUCAGAGGAUGUUUGUUGUCGGGCAAUCGGUCACUGAAAUUGAUGAAGCUCCUGAGAUGACAUUUGAUAUUGUUGGGACGACAGGCAAUAUUUACAAGACGACUAUCGGCAAGGUGCCCAUGUGCGAUUGUCCAGAUUCCCAGAAGGGAAAUCAGUGCAAGCAUAUCUGUUACGUUCUAGCCAUUGUGCUCAAGGCCCCUCCGCAUCUCCAGUACCAGUUAGCGUUUUUGUCAUCGGAACUCCGCCAGAUUUACCAGCAGUCGUCCUUAAGGGUCACAGAGACGACACCCGAGAACAAGGAUGGUAACCGAAAAGCCGUCGAUGGGGACUGCCCCAUUUGCUUCAUGGAAUUCGAACCGGACAAGGAGGAAAUUGUCUGGUGCCGAGCAGCAUGUGGAAACAACAUCCACAAGACAUGUUUCCAGAAAUGGGCGGCUACCCAGCGAGCCCAGGGCGUGACUUGCGUAUACUGCCGUUCUCCCUGGCAGUCAGACACCAGUGAUUUGAACCUCGAAAAUCUUAUGAAAGAAGGCACGGUGAGCCAAGAAGGUUACAUCAACGUGGCUAGUCAGAUGGGUCUCUCAGGUGAACGCGAUCAUUCGACCUAUCACCAGCCCUGGGUUAUCCGACAGUCAUAUUCGUACAGUCGGCGUGGCCGUGGACGACAGUCGUAUCAGGACUAUUAUUAAGGUUCUGGGGCAAAUGGGCUACAAAAGUCAAGAACGCUUGCAGUAAUUAGGGCGUGGGAUCACUUUGUGGGUGGCAGCCGGG
Aspergillus steynii IBT 23096 is the source of this 1367-nucleotide messenger RNA. RefSeq names its product RING finger domain protein. Gene Ontology annotation, molecular function: zinc ion binding; ubiquitin protein ligase activity. The transcript has 6 exons. Bases 218 to 1285 code for a protein of 355 amino acids. The record is from RefSeq and is a predicted model, not a curated record. Lineage: Eukaryota; Fungi; Ascomycota; Eurotiomycetes; Eurotiales; Aspergillaceae.